AAUGAUCAUAAUGCAUAUAACAGGAUGAAGAUAUGAGCAGUGAAGGUCCGAGGAUUGAGGCUAUCUUGGCAGAAGAAGAUGUAGAUAUUCUGCCAUAUAUUGGAUGGAAGGAGAAGGAAGAGAUUCUUAACAAACAGGAGGAAAAACGAUCGACUCUAGCAGAAGGGGAGGGAGAAUCUUCAGAUGAAGAGGAAUAUGGUGAAGAUCUAUUUUUGUGUGAUGAUGGAGCAGAUUAUGGUUUUUUAGGGGAUAAUUCUAGAGAGGGCUCUGAGGACUUCUCCCAACAUGAAGUCAGUCCUGCUUACUCCCCAACCAGUCCCUCUUUCUAUCAACCUGUUGCUGAGCAUUUAGAAAGCAGUUCAGACAUGGAAGACCUAGAGAUGCAGUUAUUUGACUUUGACACAAAAUAUGUAGAUAUGGGAGAUAGAAUGGAAAAGGAAGAAGGAGAAAAAGUAAGAAAAAAGAAGAAAAAAACUAGGAUAGACAUUAGUAAAGAAAUAAAGAUGGAAGUUAGUGAACAGAAACUUGGGAAACUGUCAAAUCUCAUGGAGCGUUCUGAAGAACUUCAGUCUAUGUCUGCAUCUUUUGCUUUGAAUGCAGACAAACCCAAGGGUUUCUUUCCUAAAUCAAGAGUUUCUUUUUUGAGUUUUGAUGAACCUGAAGUGCAACAAGCUCAGCAGUUAACUGCUGCUCCUGAGCCACUCACAGGUUCAUUUCAGUUACAGGCCUCAGCACCUCAGUCACUGGGGUUUUCUCCUAGAGAAAAAAAGUCUUACCCAAAGCAGGCACAGCUGCAGGGUUUCACAUUUGGAGCACAAGUUUCUGCACAAGACCAGCUAUCUGCUUAUAAAGCGCCAAUGUCAAAUCAACCGUUUACUUUUGGUGCAGCAGCUCCAAUGUCAUCUGCUGGCUUUGGAGCACCAGCACCUAUUUCUAAUGCAGAGCAGACCCUUUCAUUUGGGGUAUUUCCAGUGAGAGGCCAGGCCCCUGUAUUUGAUGGUCAACCUCCUAGUAAUGACCAGACACCUAUGUUUGGCUCCAGGGCACCGCCUCCCAGAAGGGCUCAAGUCUCUCUUUUUGGAGCAAGAUCUACUGAUUCAGCCCAGCCUCCAGCAUUCUCAAUACCAUCAUUCUCAUCAACUCGGUCCACUGGCUUUGGAGCCCCAGUUUCAGUGGCCAGCAACUCAUUUGGAUUUGGAGCACAAGCUUCAGCAUCAAUCCAGACUCAAAUAUCUCAGACACCUGCUGUAAGUUUUGCAUUGUCUGCCCCAAUGUCAGCUGCUGGGGGAUCACAGAAAGGUGGUCAUCCAGAGCCAUCUCAGUCAGAAAGCAUAUCAUCUGUUGCCAAGCCAGCAUCUUCAAGAACAUUUGGAAGUUUGUCUGUUGAUUCUGGUGAACCUGGAGUUUUGUUUAAAUCGAAGAAGACAACCAGUGGGAGAGGCAGAUGCAGGUAUAGUUUUGGAGGAGUAGGAGCUCCCUUGUUUCAUGCUGCUAGUCAGUCAAUAGAGAAAGUUUCACUGAAGGCACAAGCUGAAGAACCACCAAGGACAGAGCUAUUGAAAGGGGUUAAACCAAUAUUACAACCUGCAAAGUUACAGUUGUCAACUGAAGCACCACACCCACCUCCAUUAACUGGAGGAGGGGCACCACCUGGACCACCACCACCACCACCACCACCACCACCUCCACGUACAGCAACGCAACGAUUACGAUCAGCAGACGGAUAUCUAUCAAUGGGAGUUAAAUCCCCGCCUUCAUUACCUAAAGCAGGGGUACCACCACCACCACUGCCACCGCCACCUGGAGCAGCAGUACCACCACCAUCCCCACCACCAUUACCUAGAGCAAGGGUAGCACCCGCAGCCCCACCACCUGGAAGAGCAGUACCUUCUCCAUCACAUAGUACAGAGACACAACCCAAAGUGAUGUGGAGGAAAAUGAAGGUACCAGCUUAUAACGCCAAGAGGAAAAUGAGUAAAGAGAGUCCAAAGGAAAAAUCCAGUGAAGCUGUUAGUAUUGACCGGCCCCCACAGAAAUCAUCACCAGAGGCAGAAGUAGCAGAAAUUGUAAAGAAAAAUCUAGCUUCAGUCAAAUUGAGAUCAGCAGGUUCAGUUGUUCAUAGAAAAUUGUUUGGCGAGUCAGAGCAACAAUCAUUAACAACAGAGAUAACAAAGAAAAUUGAAACCAAGCUUAGACAAAUGCCAGUAGAUAAAGGAUCAAUAGACCAACAAAGGGGAAGGAAAACCCUCGGCAGAAUAGCUGGAGACAGAUUAAUCAAUCAGUCUAUAGACAGAGUUAUAGAUUUGGAUUCUUCCUCUUCAUCUUCUCAAGACUGGUCAUCCUCGGAUGAAGAAUGCAAAGUUUCAAUUAUUGCAGAUAGUAGUUCAGUGAUUUCGGAGGGCUAUCACAGUGGUGGUGGAAAUACCCCUGUACCACCUGUCCUUAUGGGUAGAUGCUUGUUAAAAGAAAUGAAGAAGAGUGAUUGGAUGCAGUUAUUUAAGCUUCAAAAUAAGGAAUAUGGUUACUGGGAGUUUUCACCAGGAUUGGGCAGACUGCUUGGGAUUUCCAUUGAAUAUUGUAGAAGCAUGCUUGCAGAUGCAGGAGUGAUGUCUUUAGGAAAGAAAGUGUCUCAAGAUGUGUACAGACUACUAGCUACUCUGCUGACUUUAACCCAGAUAGUUCAAACUGUUACUAAGUCUUUUGUCAGCUUCAAGGAAAUGCAAGCCACUCUUGAAGAAACAUUACCAGAUUUCUUAAAAAAGCUAUCCAUGAAAGACAUGGAGCAGGAACAGGUUUUCACUGGACUUGAACUGGCAGGAAAGUACUGCAAGAACAUGGACAAAGCCCACCCCAUGAUGUACUCCACACUUGAGAUAGGGACCAGCUGGGACCAUGUCAUGCAGAAACUAUUAGACCUGUAACAGGCUAAACUAACACUAGAACUCUUGUGUCAGAAACAUCAUGUGUUUAUACUAACUUAGAGUAGGUUUAGAAGCAUUCAAAUAUGUUGAAAAAAGGGUGAAGUUGAAUAAAAUCAGUGUUAUGUAAAAAAGAAGGGAUCCAUACAGGUCACGCGUGACGGUCACGGGUGUCGACCUUACAUUAACCUUAUAAUAAAUAACAUGGUUGUGAGGGGUUGGAGAAAUCGUAUUAUUAACAUAAUCUAUGAUCUUACAUCUGGGAAUAUGAGGUCUGAUAAAACUCAGUACUGACCUCUGACAUAAUCACUAAACUAUAUGGACCUAAUGAUGCAAACCAUGGUUUGUGACCAAUCAGCGUAACAAACUUAUCAGUCAUGUGACAAACAUUGCUGAUAUAGCAAGGACUUUUAGGAGGACAUUGACAUUCAGUUUUCAAAUGAUACAAUAAAUAAUUAGUGACUUUCACUUUUGGUUAAAUGUAAUUUUUGAAACUUCAGUUUACUAUUUGAGUGGCAGUCUGUAGUGAUUGGAGACAGAAAUGUGCAACCCUACUUUCCUGUGGUGUUAAACAAGUUUCAAGCACUUGUCAAUUAGCUUGCAAUUGAGAAAUAUCAUAUAAUACAUGUUAUAGAUAUUCUUUUCUAGGGAAAAUGGAUAAAUUUUCAAAAGCGAAUUUCAGCUGAACAGAUGCAAUUAAAUGUAUCAAAGAGAUGCAUAUACAGAUCUCUUUGAGUGCCUCUACAGUAAAGAAAGGAGGGUAAGAAUGCUUUUGAGUCAAUAAAAAGUGCUUCACUUUAUGAAAUGUUUGUUUUCUGAUGUCUUCCCCCUUUUAAAUUUCUUACUACCACUGUGCUCACAUAUUUCGAUAGCAUCAGUUGGAUUUCUUUUCACCCUGACAAAAUGUACAGGAGCCUCUUGAAUCGGAGAAAAAAAU
This is a messenger RNA of Lingula anatina, 3855 nucleotides long. Its product is annotated as protein mono-ADP-ribosyltransferase PARP4. The record is from RefSeq and is a predicted model, not a curated record. Lineage: Eukaryota; Metazoa; Brachiopoda; Lingulata; Lingulida; Lingulidae. Gene Ontology annotation, molecular function: NAD+ poly-ADP-ribosyltransferase activity. Gene Ontology annotation, cellular component: cytoplasm.